GGCCCCUGCGCUCAGAAUAUACACACUAGGCGAUGUGUCUGCCACCCAUCGUUGUCGCCGUGAACGCCGAACACACGUGCACAGCUGCGCACAGCUGCGCUGAACAUGGCCGCGGAUCCUGGCGUGCUUUGCUGCAAAUAAUCGUGUGCUUACUGGUGUGCCCUGUGAGGGAAAACUGUCUCUUGCUCGGAUUCGCCUGCAUUCAUCGCGUGACGCUGACGGCGCGAGGAGCGGCGUGAUGGACUCGCCGCGGAGCUGGGCAGUGGCGGCGGCCUGCUGCUGGAUCAACGUGUUCACUUUCGCCCUGGUCCGCUCGGCUGCCGUGGUGUACGUGGCGCUGCUGCGCACCUUUCCGGUCACCAGGGAACAGGCGUCCUGGCCCGUCAACCUGUCCGUCGUGUGCUACUUCCUCACAGGUCCUAUCGCGGGAGUGCUCGCGAGGUACAUCCCCAUAUGGAAGCUGACGGUGCUGGGAUGCCUCGGCGGAUCGCUGGCCGUGUGCGUCUGCUACUUCGCACAGUCGAUGCUCUUUCUGGACGUCUUUCUCGGCGUCACGCACGGAACUUGCAUCGGCCUGCUUGCUCUGUUCAGCGUCGUGAUAAACCAGCACUUUCACAAGUACCGUGCCAUGGCGUCCGGCAUCAGCAAUGCUGGCUUCACCAUCGGCGGUCUCAUCUUCCCUCCGGUCAUCCAGUUGCUUGCGGACCACUACGGCAUUCGCGGCGCUCUCCUACUCGUCGGCGCCCUCAUGCUCAACUCGGUCGCCGGGGCUUUUCUACAGCGCAACCCGCCGAAAACGCAACCGGAAACACCUUCGCCACUCAAGCGUGGUAAAGCCGAAAACACCGGUGGCAUGGUUCAGGACCCGGAAGAAGGAGACGCCAUGAUAAAAAUAUCAGAGAAAUCUGGAGAUGCCAGCUUUCGGAGAAGCGUCUCAGCGUUUGACGAUGGUGAGUGUUCCGAUAUAAAACACGGAACUCAAGAAGCUGGCGAAGGUGACGCAGUUUAUCUCCAAGUGAAGAGUUCAGCGGAGAAGGACCAGGACGUAAACAGUGAUGAAGAAGGCGACGAGAAUGCCAAGUUGCGAGCGCUGGAUGCCCAAGGUCACGGUCAUCCAAAAGUUGUUCGGAACCAUACGCCAGUAGUCAAAGUGAAGAGAUCGAGUCGCGAGAGGAGACCACUACUAUCAUUCCUACUGUUUCCGGCAUUCUAUCUCAUCUCGUUUUCGUUGGCCAUAAUACUCUUUAACAUGAGCACAUACAUGACCGUUAUUGUCGACUUUGCUGUGGACCGUGGCGUGUCCAAGUGGAAUGCCGUGUACCUGAUAUUCGCCUACGCCGUGGCUGACCUUCUGGCCAGACUGGGCUCCGGUUGGAUUACGGAUCGAAAGUACCUGCUCAAGAGUACCAUGAUGGGCUCUCACUUUGUGAUGUGGGGUGCGUCGCUCUACAUGAUGCCGCUGUGCAGCCAGUACUACUGUCAGGUUGCCCUGUCCGUACUGUCGGGCUGGUGCAACGGCUCGACGCUAAUACUCAUUGGGGUGCUCUUCAUGGAAUUGGUGGGCAUCGACAAGCUCGGAGUCUGCUUCGGCGUCGCGACGACGUUCGCUGGACUCUUGGGCCUCUCGAGGCCAUCGCUUAUAGGUUUCUACAGAGACGCCCACGGCGACUACGAAGGUCUUUUCGGCCUCAUCGGUGGCGUGACGUGGGGAAUGUCCCUACUGUGGCUGUGCUAUUACGGGAACGAACGGUGCGCAUCACGUAAAAAGCAAGAGCGCACGUCGCGGACGAGGUCAAAGAUGGCGGCCAUCUUCACGCCGGAAGGAAAGAGCUGAGGACGACUGUGAUUCGUCUUCUUCAUUCUUUUCUCUCCCUCACUCACGUUUACCCGUGAAAAAACGGUGCAUCAUCUUCGACCACCGCGGUGUCCUUGCGACGUACUUGCCGCGCUAACAUUCUCAUUCGCUUUGUCGGCUUAGAGCGCGUAGUGGCGGCACUAAAUGUACAUAUGAACGAGCCGAAGCAGCAUGAAACAUAAGAAGGAAAAUAUAAUCUGGAGGGCAGGUAAGUUAACCAGGACUGAAGCUGGUUGUUUGUUGUGCACGGUGGGAAAGCGGGGGAAAAAAGGGGAGGGGGGAUAUAUGGGACAAUGAGUUCGAGUACGAAGUUGGGCAAGUUGAAUUGACGUACAUUCCGUAAUAGUUUAACUGCUAUCAUUCCAGCGAGGACACAGAAAGUGGAUGACAGCACUGCGCACGUACUGUAGUCCACUUUCUCUGUGUAAUUGUUUUGAAUUAGCGUAAACCAUUGCGGAAUGAAGAGUACGACUACACUGAAGAUCUCGACGUAAUGAAAGUUCUGAGCACUGUCACUAACGAUCGCUCAGGAAUUCCCUAACUUUACCCCAAUUCUGAAAAUCGCAUUGCUUCGUUACGACUGCGCUAGUGGAGUAGUCGCACCGAAGUAAUGGAUUACCAACUUGCCCGGAAUGCCGCUCUCACGGAAAUCAGAGCAACGCUUUUGCGACCUUUUACCAACUAGCCCUUACCAACUAGCCCACCUUUCAAUAAUAUUGCUUUUGUGACCUCCUAGGGAGGGGGGGGGGGGCAAUUUAGGGAGUGCUGACACCCAGGAGCGUCAACUCUCCCGCUCUCGGGCUCAGAGGGAGUGCUGCAAAAUAAAAAAAGCGCCGCAGUAUGAAAAUAUAUGUGCUUCCAAGGGCUUCGGCUCUUAAGAGCCGGGUAGCAUGCCUGCUAACACGCCAAAAAAUAGUGCUAAAGCUUACUGGAAAUGUUCUCAUUCGUGUUGUUGAAAUAAAUGUUGCUAUUUUUAUUAUAAGAC
Rhipicephalus microplus (southern cattle tick) is the source of this 2840-nucleotide messenger RNA. Its product is annotated as monocarboxylate transporter 12. Gene Ontology annotation, biological process: transmembrane transport. NCBI's taxonomy places the organism in Eukaryota, Metazoa, Arthropoda, Arachnida, Ixodida, Ixodidae. The record is from RefSeq and is a predicted model, not a curated record. Gene Ontology annotation, molecular function: monocarboxylic acid transmembrane transporter activity.